Messenger RNA from Melospiza melodia melodia, 11704 nucleotides. Its product is annotated as T-box-containing protein TBX6L. Gene Ontology annotation, molecular function: DNA-binding transcription factor activity, RNA polymerase II-specific; RNA polymerase II cis-regulatory region sequence-specific DNA binding. The record is from RefSeq and is a predicted model, not a curated record. Gene Ontology annotation, biological process: regulation of transcription by RNA polymerase II; cell fate specification; positive regulation of DNA-templated transcription. NCBI's taxonomy places the organism in Eukaryota, Metazoa, Chordata, Aves, Passeriformes, Passerellidae. The coding region runs from base 7690 to 9048 and encodes 452 amino acids. The transcript is spliced from 11 exons. Gene Ontology annotation, cellular component: nucleus.
UGCACUGAGAUGAGGAUGUUUGUCUGAAGAACCAUCCCUAAAGGUGCUCAGAGCAACAAAUCCUCACAAACAGAGCUACUCACUGAGGAAUUAAUGCAUCUUGUGAGCCUUGGCCAUGUCAAGAAAAAUAAUUGCAGUAAAACUGCAGUUAGCCAUGGCUUGGAGCACAUUCCUUUUUUUUGGUCUGAUCCUGCUGGUAAGAGCUUGAAAUUCAAGCCAAGGCAAGAUGCAGCUCACCAAGUCACAGAUCAGAUGUAAACACUGCAUCCAUCUGCCUGCAGGAUUUACUGGGUGCCCAUUGCUUCUGAAAUCUCUGUUCCCGGGUGCCUUUCUGAUGUGCCAAAGAAAUGGCAGCAGCUGCAGUGUGGUGCUGGUGUGGCUCUGGUUUGGGUUUUCCUUGGAAGCCAUAGGGACAGGAAUGUCUGGUGAAUAAAGCAAAUUUCAGGGUGAGGUCUGUGACUAGGUGGGGUGAGGCUUUCCCUCUCUUUAUUUUUUUUUUCCUUGACAGUAAUUGAUUAAAAACCAAAUCCUUUUUGUCUACUGAAAAGCCAGACUCUUAAGACUUUCAGGCAAAUAGCAAAACCAUUUUUGUUCCAAAGGAGAUGGAAAAAGGAAUUAUUUUGAAUUGGCUGUGGAGAAUUAUUUGUGGAGAGUUGAUAUCCUUUCUGUGCUACUACUGGGCACUUGCACACAGGUAUCUUUCACUGUUAAGGUGAAAUAAUUGUUAAGAUAUUUAUUAUUGGGGUUUGGCUGUUUGCAGUUUCACUUCCUGCCACAGGGAUUAUAUAAUCCAUGUGUAGUUAAGACCAUUGAGAAUUUCUCUCUCUAGUGUUUUACUAAGAAUUAAUUUUGUUGAGCACAGCUGUCAUUAGUGGCUUCUGCCCACUGUCUGACAAAUGCUGUAGCAUUUUUUUCAAAAGCUAAUAAUGUUCCCUUCCACAACCAAAAUAGCAGAUCAAGGAAGAUACCAAGCACCUCCUUAAUUUUAUUAUAUGCUAGGGUUUGUCAGUUGUUGUCUCUUGGUUUGGAUUUUUUUUUUCUUAAUUGGAGUGAGAUUUCUUAUGAAUAAUGAAAUUAAUGUCUUUUGCAGCCAAAAUAAACACCAUAUGGUCAGGGAGAAAGGGACCAGGAAAAGAUGAGGAAGGCACAGCAGCAGCUGAAGCUGAUAGGAGACAAAAUGGACUGAAGGAAGCAAAGGGGCCAGGUGAGAACAGACCAAGUCUUGCCAGUGAGGGUGGGAUCCCAGCACUGUGAUUAACACCACUGUGAAAAGCACAGGAUUUGUGUUUUUCUGGAAAUUCCAGUGAGGGUGGAGCCUCUGUGGAGUAACCUGUGUGUACAGUUACACACUGGGCACAGCUCGUUUCUGCUCCUGCAGGUGCUGGCAUAUUUGAGGGGACUGGGUGGCAGGUGAAUGAGAUAACACAGAAGCACAGCAGACAUCAGUUGGUGUUCUCCUAGUCAUUGAAAGCUGGGGUGAAGAGGCUUUGUGCUUGCAUUUGAAGAUGAUGGCAAGAGGUUCACUGUAGGCUGAGUGUUAAUUACCAUCUUUCUCUUCCAGUUAAUGACCAGGGAUUCAGUAAUGCUAAGUUGUGAUGUUAUUUAUGGAUUUUGGGUGCUGUACCACAGGCUGUGCUGGCCCAAGCCAUACCUUUGUGGGACUGUCAGCUGUCCCUGCAGGGCAUGGUGGAACAGGUAGGACUGCAGAGCACAACACCAGCACCUGGGUUUGUUGGCUCCUGGAGGAGGACCUGCCUUCACUGAAAGGGCUCUUUCACAUAAAUACCCACAGAACCCCAGGCAGACCUCAGCAGAGAUUGAAAGGUGCAUCUCCCUGCACAGACAUUUGUGUUCCUGCUGCUGUUCAGUGCAUCUGUAACCAUGACCCCCAUCAGCAAGUGCUUGUUUAGCCAACUCCAGAGCCUCAAAGCUGCCUUUGAGCCCUCAAAGCUGCCUUUGAGCUGCCUUGUGCAGGUGUCUGCAGGCUGAGGCUGCAGCUCCAGCGUGCCCAGGGCUCCUCGUGUCACCUGAGUGUCACUGCCUGCUCCCUGUGUCACCUGCAGUGUCACUGCCUGCUGCCUGUGUCACUGCAGUGUCACUGCCUGCUCCCUGUGUCACCUGCAGUGUCACUGCCUGCUGCCUGUGUCACCUGCAGUGUCACUGCCUGCUCCCCGUGUCACCUGCAGUGUCACUGCCUGCUCCCUGUGUCACUGCAGUGUCACUGCCUGCUCCCUCUGUCACCUGAGUGUCACUGCCUGCUCCCCGUGUCACUGCAGUGUCACUGCCUGCUGCCUGUGUCACCUGAGUGUCACUGCCUGCUCCCCGUGUCACCUGCAGUGUCACUGCCUGCUCCGGGAGCACUAGAGGGGGCCCUAGGACAGGGCAGGGAAGGGAGGGGAAAAAAUGGCAGGGGGACCAACCCCCACCCCAAAUGGAUGUUCAAGAUCUGUCCUGAAGCUACUGAGACCACAGUGCAUUGCUGGGUUUGCCCCCAUUGGGCUCUGAGGGCUUUGUGCUGCUGUGCCAUAUGUCCUUUGCAUAAUGUAUGGUCUGGGUGAAGGCAGAGGGGAUGAGAGUCCUCACAGGAUUGUGUCCCUGGCCAUGGCAACGAAAACCAAGAGCUUGCUUUGUCACCAUUAAUAUUGACACAGGCAGGAAAACAGAUCCACCAUAUACUGGCUUUUCACACAAAAUCUGCCCCAUGACUGUUUUUCCCUUUUUUUCUCCUCAGUGCCCCCAUAAGAAGCCCCCUGGGUGUUUCCAUUUCCAUCAUGAGCAGUGUGUUACACUGGGCUGUCAGGGGAAUCUCCUGCCAGUCAGUCUUGUGUGAAAUGGCUCCAAUAACGUGUUCAGCCUGGUCAGGGGGAAUCCUGAUUACUUCAGCCCUGGUUCAUGGCAGUGGUGUGGGGCUUGUGCCAGCACAGCUAAGCCCAGGAGUCAGUGACAAACAUGCAACCUGUGGAUCUGAGCAGUGCUUUGAGGUAGUUCUGUUAAGUCAAAUUCUAAUCAGGGAUGAAAAUGUGUUUGAGAAUGAUGGAAGAGAGAUGUGGUGUUCAAGCCUGGAUAGAAUCCUGUGAGGCAGGCUGUGUUAUGUGGAGCAGCCCGAGGUGAGAUCAGGUCCUGCAGCCAUCUGGCAGCUCAGGAAAGGGAGCAGGGACGUGGAGCUGUGGCCACUGACUGCAGAAUCAAAAACCAAAUCACUUCUACCAAGGGGAAGAGUGAAAUCACACUUCUGCCUGCGUGCAAGAUUUAUCUGCACAAUUAAAUGGUUGUGUCUGUAGCUGGUGGAAAAACAUGCCAUUAUAUAAUCCCAGUGGGAGGAACUCUGCAAUGUCUCUGAGUGCAUUGUCUUACUGAGGGAAGCUGCCUAUCUAAAGCCAAGUCAACAUAUAUGGUAAAAAGCAGUUUUUGCUCUCAGAUUAGACACAGAUAUCCCCCUCUCCAGUUUUAUUUCUCAGCCUAUUUUUUUUCUUUCCCAUCUCUUUCAGAGACCUUGCAAACAACAGUGAAUUCCAGCAUAAAUGGAAUAUAAACAAAGUUCAUAUAUGGUAUAAGCAUAUGAGAACCACACUGGAAUGGUAUUAAUUUAAUUUUAGUUGAGUGAUUUAAUAACUACAAGUGAAAGGCCAUGUAACAGGGCAAAGGUAUUUCAGAAACAGUGCGUCCUGUGAGAAUGCUGAAUUAUUGCAUUUAUUAUAGAUUCCCACAGUUAGCCUCUAUAUUCACAUUCCUCUCAUUUUGCUCCUCUGAGGUGGCUGACAGAUACAGAGGGCUUUUCACAAGGAAUAAUAUGCAACUGAGUUUUAUCUGCAAUAUGCAUUGCAUGAACUAUGAUCUAAUAUAGCACUGAACACAUACUGUUCAGUAAUAAUUAGUAAAGGAUGUUGUAUGAGCAGAAAAGCUUCAUACUCAGAAGUGUUCUUUGAUUCCUUGUAAUUUAAGUCACACCAGAGAUUUCAUUUCCUUAAAUUACACCCUAAUGUGUAUGAACAAGUCACAUUUUCUCUUCUAAAUGCAUGGAUAUAUAUAAAAUGCAACUCUUUCAGUAAGAUUGCAGUGAUAAUUUUCCCUUUAAGAGAUGGCACUAGAUGCUCAAAGAAUUGCUUAACUUGUUAAUUGAGCCACAUACACUCACCAAGGAGCUCACCAUGCUGUGUGGAUGUCAGAAAGCAGUUUGAAUAUAGAAACUUGUCACUUAGGAAUGUGUUGGCUGUAAUUUAGAUCUCCAUUAGGUUUGAGUGGGUUAGGGAAAAAAAAAAUUAAACUUUAGAAAUCCGUAGUGGAAGUUCUGAGCUUACAACAUCAAUUUGCAAUGCUGUGCCCUCAAGUCAGCAGCACCAGUCCCAACAAAUAACUUCUGCCAUGGCUCUCCCAACAGACACCCUGCUGGAAGUGCUUCCUACACUUAAUAAAUAAAUGGGCUUUCCUGGGAGCAAAGCAAAGAGCUGAGUGUUCCCUCCCAGCAAGCAGCAGUGGCACAAGGUGAUUUUUCAGUUUGGCUUGCUUGGAAUGUAAUAACAGCCUGGGAUUGUGAAGUAUUUCUGCAAAGAGAAAUGGGAGCAUUCCUGCUCUGUGCUGCCAUUGCUCUGCAGGCUGAGGAGGCCUUUGGGGGCAGCCAGGAGCAGAGCUGGCAGCUGCUGCUGCAGGGUGAUGGGCACACAGUGGGGAUCUGCAGGAGCCAGACCAGCCAGGUGCAUUUCCUGCUGCAUGCCUGCAUGCACGGGAGGCUUUGCCCUGCCUCAAAGUGGGUAUUGCAGUGACCUGCACAGGGAGCCUCCCACCAUGGCACAUUUUACCAGGCUGUGCUUUCCCUGGGAAGUUACUCACAGAGCUGUUUUUCUCAGUGUAAGGAUCUCAGGGGUUUCUGUGGUCUGGAUGACCUGAGAUGUGUUAGAAAGUCUCUUUUCCCAGCCUGGCAGUCGAAGAAGGAGUCAGAAUUCUUCUGUUCUGGUUGUCAAGGUUGUUUAUUUUCUGUUAUCUAUAGCAUUCCUUUCCUGACCUGCUGAGGUCUGUUCAGCAGGUCAGUCUAUGGCACACUGCCCACCUUCAGGGCAGCGUUGUCUUUUAUACUAAAAACUACAUGUACAUUAUUUACAAUAAUUUCCCAAUAUCUAUCACCUAUGUUAGACAUUCUCUGUCUACCUUAAACUAAUCCAAAAGUGCCACCAUCACCCAGAAGAUGGAAGCUAAGAAGAAGGACAAGGUAUGCCUAAAUCCCUCCAUCUUGGCUUCUGAACUCUUAUUCUAAAAACUCAAAAUUCUACUUUUUUCUCUUGUAACAAACUAACUAUCUUUCUACUUAAACUUUCGUGGCUUGUGAAUCCUCAUACAAGGUUGGUAAUUGUUUUUGGAGGAAUGUCCUGGGUUCCAACAUAAGGAAGAUGAGAAAGCAAUGCAGGAUUGCUGCAAAGCCUGGGUGGGAGUUGUUUGAAUGCUGGAUGUGCUGCACUGCCCCUCCCUUGGCACAGAGCUGUCCCUGGACGUGCAUUGGAGCUGCUGAGAGCCAGAGACUGGGACCUCAACCCCUGGGCAAAACUCAGCUGCUGUCUGCAGGUGUCACCCUCAAACUGGGGAGCUCAGCUUCAGGUAACUGAGAAUUCCAUCAAAGUCUAAGAGUAAAUAGUCUGUGCUUAAAUGCACUCCUGCUGCAUUUUAUUUUUUAGUAAGGUGAGCUUGGUGCAGUGUCAGUGAAAGUCAGCAAUGCCCAGAGUGUGGUAAUGGCCAGGCUGGGUGUGUGGUCAUGUUUCAGUUACAGCUCAGGCACAGACACAGCAGUGCCUCUUAUCUGGCGCUAUCAGCACAUGUGGAAAAGUAUCUGGGAAAAAUAUGAAAAUAUAGAAAUGCUAUUUCCAAGUGCAGAGUGUCCCCUGGGAAGAGGGAGAGGAGGAGGACAAUGUUUAUUCUUAAAGAUUCAACAAGGUACCAAAACAUAAACAGCUCCUCUUGACUUCAGUGAAGACAGCAAAGGGCAGCCUCAGGUUGUGCCACCCCAGGCCUGUGAUGUGUACAGUUUCUUCAGUGACAUAAAGUAUUUCUACAACUAAAUUUUCCAUGGAAAAUAGCUGCUUUAAAAUAAACAGACUUAACUUCCUUAAUUCAUGCAAACUCAAAAGUUCACAGUUAACCACUGAAAAAUGCAAAAGGCCAAGGAAAGGUGGAAAUAUCUCUGCUGGUAGAAAAUUCAGCCCUAAUUACUUCUCCCUGAAAUGAGAGUGGCUGUGGCAUAUAGAGGAACUCUGCAGAACAACUUGGAAGUUCUGUUCAGUGACACCUGCCUUCAUGUGAUCCCUGAGGCAGUGUUUAUUAAGAAUAUAAUUUUCUUUAACAGCUUUUCUCCCCAUCAUCCCCAGUGGCUGAUCCUGCUCCAGCAAGGAAAUCCUGGUGGCUUUCAGAACAGCAGCAGCAGAACUGGAGAGAGGUUUGGAAUAAGAUGGACUUGAAGCUGGUUCAUCCUUCCUGGGUUCUGUGUCUGGCCUUUGUCAAUAUUCACUUUCUGCAUCUAUUUCAUGGUAACACCACUGAUUUAUUGGUUAAAUCAUAAGUCAAAAGAACUCAAUUUUACCUGAGAUUUGAGAUUUUCAGUUUAUCUUCCAUUUUCUGUCUCCAUCAAAUAGAAGCUACUUGUCCAAAACUGUCCCCCCUCCCCUAAAUGAAUUUGCUGCUAGGUCAUUUUUAUAUGUCAUAAAUUGUUUAUAAUUUUAUUUUCUAGCCAGUUUAGGAUAAAACUCUGGGGUUUUUCAUCUUGAGUGAUUGAAUAUGAGUAUCCACGAGGAACCACUCCCAUAAUUAAGUUAAAUGAGAGCAACACAAAGUUACUGGGUUUUUGUGAUGGUGAAUAACUCCAAAUAACUCAGAGCUUCCCACGAGCAGAGGUCUGGAGAAGACUAAAAAGUCUCUGCUUAUGUAAGAGUAGAACAUGCUCAGUUUUUUGGAGAAUCCUUAGCUCUGAAUGCUGAGAACUUGUCAUAGUGCAGUGUAGCAAAACCAAGGCUCUGUUCUAAUUAAGACUUACUCGGAUUUUUCAGUUUUUCCCAUUCCCUGGCUGAAAUUUCCUGUGUCUUGUAACCAUUUAACAAUAUGUUACUAACCAUCCAUUAUGUCCUGCUUUAUUCUCUUUUAGAUGAAAGAACCAUGUAAAAAAAAAGAAUUCUCCAGCCCCUGUGACUGAAUUUGAGCGAUAAUGUCAAUGGAAUUAACACAUUGCCAGUGUUGAAUGGGCUCCUGUGGCUGUAUAAACAUCAAGAUCUUUUGGCACUGUCUCACCUAAUGCAAGACAGGACUGACUGAUGAGGAUGUGGCACAGAAGCAGUUUGGGACUCCCUGGGUCACAAAAUCAGAGAAGAUGGCUGCACUGCAGAAGGCAGAGCUGGUCAUGCAGCCCCAGCCAUUGCUGCAGAUCCUUCCUCUCUUUGUCCCUUCGGACAUCAAAGGCUCGCAAGGGGACAACCCUGGCGGGAAGCUCCUCCCUGCUCAUUAGGCUCCAUAAAACAGGAACUCACCUUGGCUAGCUGUGCUUGGAGCCCCAUCCUCACCCCGCUCACUCUUGACACUGGAUCUCGGAAGGAAGGGCUUGUGCUUGCUUCAGGAAAUCGGACCUGCUUUGGAACUGGACUAUUUUGGCUCCUCUUGGAAGAACUCUGGUGGCUCUCUUGGCCCUGCAAGCUCCUCGACGUCACAGUACAUGGAAAAAUGCAAGCUUUACCAGACGUGAAAGCGCCGUGUGAGGCCCUUCCUUCCCCCAGCCUGGAGCCCUUCCCACAGAGCUCCAUCGUGGUCACCCUCGAGGACAUGGGGCUCUGGAUGAAGUUUCACCAGAUAGGAACUGAGAUGAUCAUCACCAAAUCUGGCAGACGAAUGUUUCCUCAAUGCAAAAUCAAAGUCUCUGGCUUAAUCCCGUAUGCCAAGUACCUCAUGCUGGUAGAUUUUGUGCCAAUGGAUAACUUCAGGUACAAAUGGAAUAAAGAUCAGUGGGAAGUUGCUGGAAAAGCAGAGCCCCAGCUGCCUUGUCGCACCUAUGUCCACCCAGAUUCCCCAGCUCCUGGCAGCCACUGGAUGAAGGAACCUGUCUCCUUCCAAAAACUGAAGCUCACUAACAACACUCUGGAUCAACAUGGGCAUAUCAUCCUGCACUCCAUGCACCGUUACAAGCCGCGCUUCCACAUCGUGCAGGCCGACGACCUCUUCAGUGUCCGCUGGAGCAUCUUCCAGGUGUUCAGCUUCCCUGAGACUGUCUUCACCUCUGUCACUGCCUACCAGAACGAGCAGAUUACAAAGCUCAAGAUUGACAACAAUCCAUUUGCUAAAGGUUUCCGUGAGCAUGGGAAGAACACUCGAAGGGAAGGACGAGCCAAAUGCCAGAAGCCCAGUCCAGCCAAGAGCCAGAAGAGGAAGCUGCCUGAGGAAAAGGAGCCUGCUGCUGAGGAACGUGAUUUUGAGAAGGAUGAGAAUGUGGACGUGAAGGAAGAGAGUAACCCGGUGGUGGUGAGCAGUGGCUAUCCCUUCUGGGGCUCGGAGCAGAGCAGCAGCCAGGCCUUCCCUGCAGCCUCACCAGUGCCUGCUGAGCAGAGGGAGCCUCUGGCCAGGGAGCAGCAGGUGCCAACACCAUCCUACCACACAUAUCGGUUCCACGAAGCUGGGGACAGCCAGCAGCUUCCCAGCCGUGACACCGCCACCCUGAACGAUUUCCGCGCACGAUGCCACGCCUUGGAUCUCGCCAUGGUGCCCGAGCACGACUCCAAACAGCUCCCAGAGGGCUUCACCAACCUGCCCCCACUGCCCCCACCUCUGCCUCCUCCCCAGGACUACACAGGAGUGGUGAACAUGGCUCUGGACUCUGUGGGGAAAGCCGGGCCCCGCGCGCCCAUGUACGGUCCCUAUGGCACCGAGCAGGGCCUGGGGCAGUGGGUGGUGCCUUCCCACAGCCAGUACAGGGCAAUGAGCUACUCGGCCUUCUCCACGGAGUACAACACACAGGGAACUCCAGGACAUGCCCACGGCACCAUGGCAGAGUGGAGCCAGUACCCUCUGUUCCCCUACGCCUGCUGGUGAAUGGGGAGGACCCUUCCCAGUGAAAAAACUGAAAGAAAAUUGUAAAUGAGAUUGACUUUACUGUUGAACUUGUGAAGCUUUGCCUACACUAGGCAGAGGUAUUGCUGCCAGCAGUAGAGUGGGACACCUUCACUUCCUUGUCUCCUUGCACAACAACCCUCACCAUAUUUCACAAGCAGUGGUUGAACUGGUGGCUGCCCCAGCCAUGUCACUGUGGAUCAGGCUCAAUGUGUUGUGCAGUGGCUUUUUCCCAGCAGGAGCAGGAAACCAGAGGUCUGCAAGAACAGUAUUUAAAUAGCUGCUGAACUCACAGUCAGUGUUUGCACCUUGCAUUUGGCAGCUUCCAACAUCCCUUCCUCCUGGGACCUGGUGCAAGGAGAUAGGGGCUGAGGACUUCCAGUAAGCCAUCCAUGUGGCCAGAAAGCUGUAGAAAAUAUUGCAAAGGCAAGCAAAGCAAGCAAUCCUGGUGAACUCUGAGCAGCUUCCUCAGUCAGUGUAGUCAAAGUAAAGCUAGAGUCUUGCCUUUCUUCCAGCAGCAGGUGAGAGUAAAAUGCACAGCAAGGUGUGUCUGGAGCACAGCAGGGGCAGAGUUUGCAGAGUCUGCAGGCAGGGGAGAGUUUGUUCCAUGCAGAAGUAGCAGCAAGGGUGUGUGUGGUGUCUUCCUGUCCCUGAGUCCAUCCCUCCUCUGUCAGCCCCAGAUUCGAGGUCAGUGAAAAGCUCUGUGGAUGUGGAGGGAUGUGGUUCAUGGAAUGUGGGGGGCUCCUCUGGGGCUUUCCAAUGCUGUCAGAAACAGGGCCAUGAACAGCAGUGCUCUCUGUCACUCCAGACUCUUCCUUUGGAGGGAAAGGAGAUUUUCCACUGUGAACUUACUCCUUCUCCCACUCCCUGCCUGGAGAAUAUCAUUUAUAGCUGUGCUUCCUGCCCUGCUCUGUGAGUGUGUGAAGUUAUCUCACCUGUUUGGGAGUCUGCAGGGAUCUGUCCAUGUUUAAUCAGAGUGGUUCCACCUCCCUCCUCUGUGGUCCCAUCCUGGGCAGGAGCAGCCUGUGCACAAGCAGGCAUUCUUUUCAUCUUCCUCUUAGAAGGGGGAGGCCUCCCUGUUUGCCCACGUGCAGAUGGCACUGGGGACUUGGUGACACAGACUCAUUGCUUCUCAGGGAGGAUAGAAAUGCUCCUGGGUGUUAUUUAGGGAAUGUUUUCGUGUCACACUAAUAGCUGCUGUGUGGCACUGAGGUGUGUCAUUUAGCCUGUGUGCCAGAUGGUUUUCUGUGUGAGAGUGUGUGUGUGUAGCAAGAUGUUAUCUCUGAGCAGACCUGUGCAGUUUGUGCCUCAGGACCCCUGUGCAGGGACACUGGGAAAGGCUGUGCACCAGGUUUUUGGGGCACCAGCUCCUCGGUGUGCAUCUGCAUAGCAUAGGGAUGUUGAGCCACGUUGUUAUUGUUAAAAUUACUGUGAAAAGCAGCCCUGUAAAUUUGUGGGCUCAGCUACAAUGACUGUUUUCUUAUUUAAAUUGUAUAUUGCAAACUGCUUUUGUACCACAAUUAUGAUAUGUACAGAGCAGCUGAGUACUUCCCCUGGGCUUCCCAGGGUUUGAGGAUGUGCAGCAUUUAAAGAAAGGUCAGACUUUGCCACAGUACAUGUACAUAAUGCCCUGUGAGUCUCCCCUCUGAUGGCACCCUGGCCAGUAAUGGUUUGUACCUGCUGUGCAUGACACACAUGUGGAUGUGAGCAACUCACUUAAAAAGAAAUCUGGCUGGGGAAACAAAAUGUGUAGCAGGCCUUUGUUAAUGCCAAAAUAUCAUGAUUUCCUGCUGUCCAAAUGCCAGCUCUGUGAAGGCAGGUCAGCUGUAAAAGGCUGUCUCUGGUCAUUAGUAGUUAAUUUUGCUACCACUGUCCUUCACAUCUUGGAAAUGAGAGGAGCAGAAUGGCCGGGGAGGUGAGUGCCUUGGGCACCAUGUGCAGGGACCCGAGGGGGUACUUUGUUCAUGGGAUCGCUGCCAGCAGCAUGCCCACAAGAGAGAGAGAGAGAAUGCAUCCCCCACAGGCUACCUGGCUGGAUCUGUUGCUUUAUCUUUGUAGCUGGGAUGUGUUUCCCUGUCACGGAGCGCUAAUGAGGAUGAAAAGCUGCAGCGAGCAUGAGUAACUGAGGCCAGCUGGGCAGCACUGGGGAAUUCCUGUGAAAAUACAAGUGCAAUGCCGUUUCUUUCAAACCUUUGCAGUAGCAGCGCAGGUGCUGCUGCCCCCUGGGCAUGUCGGUAGAGCUGCUUUGGCAGACGGGGUAAAAGACUCGGCUUUGUGCCUAGGACGAGCCAUCAAUUACUCAUCAGCCUUCUGUUGCAACAGGACUGCUCGCCCUUCUCCAGUGAAUCAUCCGGCGUGCAGAAGUACCUAUCCUUUCUCUCUGAUUAGAGACUGUGCUCGGCUCGCUCGGGAAGCCUUGGGAGAUUUUGCCUGUAGGUGUGCUCUGGACUCUGCUCCCGCCCCCUCGCUCUGCAGCUCCCACUGCCUUGUUUUCCUAAGCUGUGGCAUUUCAAGCCUGUAUGAGCUCGAUUGAAAUGCUGGUUUUGCACGCAUGUGAGAUAAUGUAAUGCCUCUGACAGCUUCAAUAAAAGGAAAUGAGACAUGUGGAAGUCAGGCCGUAAAGACUAAUAAAAUAAAC